AUGUCAGAUACUCUCACAGAGGACAAGGUUCUCUUGAGAAUCAAAUACCUCUGGCCCAUUUCCUCCACACACGAAUGGGCUCGCAUUCCCAACGUCCUGGACAUUCUCAUCAUUAACCAGCCCGACGCAGAGCUUUAUAAGUGGCUUGAGGAACUCGAAAAGUCGAAUGCGGAAAUGGAGAACGAGCUUAUCGACCGCCUAGCGUCCGCGCUUGACGGCCAAAAGAGGCUGUACAAAUACACGAAAGACUUGCACGAGAAGACCGUGGGCGACUUCACCAAUGACCUGAACAAAACGGACAAGGGCUUCGAGGAAUGGAAGGCCGUAGUCCUCAACAGCCUCGAGCAAAAGGUCGGACGGUUGGAGCGUCAGAAUCGGGCGCUGGAUUCCGAGCUAACAGACGCAAACCAAUCGCUCAGUCGAGCACGGGAGGAUGUCCAAAGGUUGAAAGUGAAGACAAUCAAUAAAUGA
Molecule: messenger RNA, 471 nt
Organism: Neurospora tetrasperma FGSC 2508
Lineage: Eukaryota; Fungi; Ascomycota; Sordariomycetes; Sordariales; Sordariaceae
Exons: 3
Coding region: 1-471 (156 amino acids)
Source: RefSeq, a predicted model, not a curated record